AUGCGAGUCCCAGGGGUGAACUUCCCCCCGGGUGUGAAGCUCAUCUCAGGUUUGAAGCCCCCCGCAAGAACCUUCCUCACCAUUUCGAGGUUCCCCUUCUUUAGCAGCAGCCAUGGUUUGCGUAAUGGCCCCCUCCUAAUGACCACCCCUUUGGGGGUAGGACCCCACGGAGCAAGCAGUGCCGGUGUGCAAGUACCCCGUGCACAGCUGUCCCACCACACCUACACAAGCAUAAAUGUUAACCUGAUGGAAGUGACUCUAAUAAACAAUGCCCACCCGAAGAAGACUUCACUCUGUUGCCUGCGCGGGUUUUUCCCCAUGGGGUCCAAACAAUUCAGCACAAAAAAUAUUAGGGGGAGGUUAUUUUACAAAAGGAGGCCCAAGCAGAUACCAAAGCUGAAAAAAAAAAACUGGAGAUCCAAGUGGUUAGAAGGAGCACCACAAAAAAGAGGAAUCUGUUUAAAGGUCCGAGUUCAGACUCCUAAGAAGCCAAAUUCAGGACUGAAAAAAAUAGCACGUGUGAGAUUAUCCACCGGAAGAAUUGUCUCUGUAUACAUUCCAGGAAUUGGUCACAAUUUGAACACACACAAUAUCAUACUUGUACGAGGUGGUAGAUGCAAGGACAUUCCUGGGUGCAAUUACAAAGCUAUUAGAGGGGUCUACGACUUACUCCCCGUUAAAAAUAGAUUUAGGGGAAGGAGUAAGUAUGGGGUGAAACUUUCGGAAGAAAAAAAAAAACACCUACUCGAGAGGUACAACUUUAAGCACAUAUACAUUAGGAAGGACGUGGAAGAGUUUAACAAAUACAAGUGGUUCAAUUACGUCGAUGGGCAGAAGAACCUCAGGCAGAAGCCGCUGGAGGAUGAAGAACCCGUCCCCAUUAACAUCUUCCACUUUAACACCUACUACCGGAACCGCAAGUUUCAGCAGUCCCAGGAGCAGUGA
Plasmodium coatneyi is the source of this 945-nucleotide messenger RNA. Its product is annotated as Ribosomal protein. Gene Ontology annotation, biological process: translation. Gene Ontology annotation, cellular component: ribosome; small ribosomal subunit. The record is from RefSeq and is a predicted model, not a curated record. Lineage: Eukaryota; Apicomplexa; Aconoidasida; Haemosporida; Plasmodiidae. The transcript has a single exon. The coding region runs from base 1 to 945 and encodes 314 amino acids. Gene Ontology annotation, molecular function: structural constituent of ribosome.